AUAGAAGACGAUGAAAAAAUAAAAAUCUCUACCACACAUAAACUGACUCAUUCCACUGAGUUACAAAAUACUAAUAGAAUCACCUGAGAAAAAUAUAGCAAAAUCAUUGUUAAAUCUGCCAUCCACCCUCAAGGAACAUGACCAACUGUUUUCUGACUUUAACGUUUAUUUUCAAAUUCACAACGGACAACCGUCCCAGUGUUGGUAUGAUAAGAAAUCGGCUGAUCGCGUUGGCAUGAUAACACGUUCGCUAUAUAAACAUUCACUUGGACCAUGCUUUAUUAGUUAUGGAUAAGUGGUUCGAUAAGUGAGAAGUUUAAUUACAGCAGCAAAAUGUUUGUUUUCGUUGCGCUUUGUGUUGUGUAUCUUUCUUACCUACUGCUAAAGUAUCACCGAAAACGUCAGGAAGUGCUUAAAGUUUUGCCCUACUUCAAUGGCCCUCAUCCGGAGUAUUUUUUUGGUAUUUCCUACAUGUUUAAGGAUAAAUCAAUGACAGAAAUAUUCGACAUAAUUGUUGAUUGCCAUCGUCAGUAUGGCAAGGACCUUUGUCUUAUCGGUGCGUUCAACGAGAUGGAACUUGAAAUCGCCUCUGCACGCAAUAUAGAGAAGGUACUGCUAGCGAAAACGACCAAGAAAUCGUAUCAGUACGACUUUCUCGAACCAUGGCUCGGUACCGGCUUGCUGCUGUCGUUCGGCGAAAAGUGGUUCCAGCGUCGAAAGAUCAUCACACCAUCGUUUCAUUUUAAAAUUCUUGACCAAUUUAUGGACGUGUUCAAUAAGGAGGCGGACACACUCGUCACCAAGCUGGAACGGCACGUAAAUCAGCAAGAGUUCGAUAUCUACGAUUACAUCACCCUGUAUGCACUGGAUAGCAUUUGUGGUAGGCUUGCCUCGCUUGUCUCUUUGAUUACAUCUUAUCAGGUACGGUUUAAUCCCCUUUUCUUAGCGACAUCGAUGGGAGUUCAAAUUAAUGCCCAGGAAGACCCGAACAAUGAAUACACCCAGGGCGUAAAGAAGGUGUCGGAGUAUGUUUUUCGACGCAUCUUUAGCGUACUGCGUCAAUUUCCGGCCCUUUUCGUGCUGUACUCGUAUGCCCGAGAACAGGGCAGAGUUAUCAAACGGUUGCACGAUUUUACCAACUCCGUAAUUGAUGCACGCAGAAAGCAACUAAAUCAGGAAAGCAAAACCCUCCAGCAGGAUGAUUACUCGAAGCACCGUGAUACUUUUCUCGAUCAGUUGCUGAAGGUAAAGAUCGAUGGGAGACCGCUCAGUACGGCCGAUAUUCGCGAGGAGGUGGAUACGUUCAUGUUCGAAGGGCACGAUACAACGACGUCGGGUAUUUCGUUCACAAUUCUACAGCUGGCCAAACAUCAGGACAUUCAGCAGAAGCUGUACGAAGAGAUCGACACAGUGCUGGGAGAGGAUGCUAGAUCGAUCAUUCUUACCAACUCUUUGCUGCAGGAGUUAAAGUAUCUUGACUUGGUUAUAAAGGAAUCGUUGCGCUUGGUACCACCGGUUCCCUUCAUUGGACGCAAACUUCUCGAGGACAUGGAAAUGAAUGGCACCAUAAUUCCCGCAGGAACAACUCUCUCGCUUAACAUCUUUUGCCUGCACCGGAACCCAGAAGUGUUCCCCGAUCCGGAAAAGUUCAUCCCGGAGCGCUUUUCGGACGAGAAUGAAAUCAAGCGUGGACCUUAUGAUUACAUUCCAUUCAGCGCUGGUUCACGGAACUGUAUCGGCCAGAAGUAUGCACUGCUGGAGAUGAAAGUGACCAUCGUAAAGCUGCUCGCAAGUUACCGAAUUCUGCCCGGAGAGUCCAUCGAUCAAGUGCGCUUCAAGGCCGAUCUUGUCAUCCGUUCGUCCGGUGGCAUACCGGUGAAGCUCGUCAGAAGAAGUUAGACCAUGCAGGUUCAUUAAUGAAACCUUCGUCUAAUCUUUGUACCAUCGCCAGAAAAAAAAGAAGCUCUCCUUGGCCUGAUUGGCCUUUCGCUAACGAGGUUUUUGCCUUCUGCUGUUACUGCUGCAGAGGGAAGUUUAUCAGCGUGCUUUACCUGCUCGGAAUAUUAUAAUUUAAUUAAUCAAUCUGAAACCCAACUAUUUCCACGUCCACAGCAUGAUUGAGUGAUGAGAAGUGAACUAGGGGCAUUCACACACAAACACGUAGAAAUACAUAUAACCGCAAAAACACUACUUCAUAUUGCGCACGUUGUACAGUAACAGCCUCCCAGCAUGGCACAGCAAUGGUUUCAUAAAUUAAAUUUAUCAACUUUUUCUUCCUGUCGCUGGUAGGACUUUUUUGUUUGCCUCUUCCCUGUAUUUGGCUUGUGCACCGAGUACUUCGAACCGUCGCGUACACUAGCGGUUGAAGAGCUAACCAAUAUCAAACAAAACUACCCCACCAGAAUGGUGAUUCUGUUAGUUGUUAGAUACAAUUUUUUCCCACUUUUCCUGUUCGAAACGCAACAACUUCCACGGUGGCGCACGAACAGAAGCACGUUUCGCACGGUCCACCACAAUCCCGUAAGCCAUGAAAGACGGAAAGUCAUCAAACGGACACCGGGGAAAAAGGGAGUUUUUUUUGUUCAUACUCUUUUUCUCCUUCUUUUCCACCAAAUGCCAACCACAUACCGGACUGUAGAUGGGACGAAUGAAUGGAUGGUUGAUUGAAUGAAAAUAUUAUAUAUUUCAUGCCCCGAUAUACAGUUGAGACACAGUGAGCUUUUCCAGUGCAUAAAAGUUGAAUCCUCCCAUGAGCAUGGAGAAAAUAAGUGGAAUAUCGGCUUUCACCAUAAAAAAGAUGCUAGUAACAGAUUUCUAGAAAUUGGUUAAAGGAUGGCAUUUGGUGGUAAUGAGUGCCUUCAACUACUACAUCUAUGCAAUUCGAUAUCCUGAUAUUAUUUUUUUUAAUCUGCUUCUUUACUAUAGUUUUAACAAGUCUUUUUUUCGCUUCUAUAAAACAAAUACAUAAACGA
Anopheles funestus (African malaria mosquito) is the source of this 2972-nucleotide messenger RNA. Its product is annotated as cytochrome P450 4d1-like. Bases 334 to 1899 code for a protein of 521 amino acids. The record is from RefSeq and is a predicted model, not a curated record. NCBI's taxonomy places the organism in Eukaryota, Metazoa, Arthropoda, Insecta, Diptera, Culicidae. The transcript is spliced from 3 exons. Gene Ontology annotation, molecular function: oxidoreductase activity, acting on paired donors, with incorporation or reduction of molecular oxygen; iron ion binding; monooxygenase activity.